UGACGUCACAAACAUGGAGUAGUGAGAGAGACACUCCUAUUAGAGCUGCUCUCCUGUUUUGAGGAUAAAGAACGCCACACAUUACACACAACGAACUGAAACAUAUCCACAUUAGUGAAGAAUGUCGUGAUAUAUUAACUGUGUUCAUAUAAGAUCAACAAGAUGACUGGGAGGAACAUAAUUACCCGAGAACUGAGUGAUUCCAUACGCCAAUGCCUUGGACGUAAAGUGAAGCUCACGUUGAAGGUGCUCGUAAAAGUUGAGACCAGAGGAGAUAAGACAGACAAUCGGGUGUUGGCUUUUGCAUCAUGUCGAUUGUUUGUGCUGACGGCCAAGGUCCCCACGAGGGUAGAUCAACACUUCCAUUACCUAGACAUCCAAGGUGUCGAGAGCCGCAAGCCCAACCAGUUAUGUCUGACAGUUUGUGACCGGGUGUAUACUUACUACACCACACACGAGGAGAACAGCAGUCAUGAGGUGGACACGAUGGUGCUAAGUUUGGGGACCGCGCUCAAAAAUAUCUUCCCAGCGGUUCCUCUCACACACAUCAUCCGUAAAGUGGACAUCCAGCCCCUCAAGCGGAUGCAACAGUUGGAAGAGCUGGAGCGAGCAACUUUGGGAGGCACUAGAGACAUGGGUCCCUGUGGCGGCUUCUCUACUCAGUACAUGUGUAUGUGCGACUACCACGCGCUGCCGUACAGAGAAGAGGUGGCGUGGGACGUCGACACCAUCUACCUUUCACACGACACUCGAGAGCUCUACCUACACGAUUUUGAUUAUUUAGAACAAAAAGACCUCAUCCCCAUCAUCAGCGCCCUCGAGUACAACACGUGGUUCCGCAAGCUCCGGGCCAGCCACAGUAAACUCUCUCAUGAAGCAAUAGAACGAAUUUUACACGUGGUCAGCAAGUCACUUAGCUUAGAAGAAAUUUAUCUAGAUAAUAUUGGUGCCAAAGCAGAAUUUGCCAACAAACUAUCAUUGGCACUUCUAUCCAACAGCAACAUUCCUCUGCAGAAACUUGACCUCUCGCACAAUCCACUGGAGGAUAAAGGUGCUAUACACGUAAGUAAUCCCAUUGGACGGCAAGCAAAGGGUCUUAGUCAUCUUAACCUCUCCCACUGUGGGCUGACCGGUAAAGGUGUUAACAUGCUUGCACAUUCCCUCUCAGUUAAUAAGUAUAUGUGUCAAACUUUAACAUUCCUGAGUCUGGCCGGCAACUCCUGAGAUGACGUCAACAACUUAUAUAACUUCCUAGCACAACCUAACUCCCUCAAGACGCUCGACCUUUCAGCUACCGAGUGUGCCAUUGAUGCGGUAUUUGGUGCAUUAUUACGAGGAUGUACCAGUAGCUUAGCACACCUCAUUUUAUCACGCAACAGUUUUGGCAGCAAGAAAAGCAGAGAAAUGCUGCCGUCCUUCAAGCAGUAUUUUACAUCUACCUUGGCCCUAAAAACCCUCACGCUGUGUCAGUGUAAACUUCCUGCAGAUGCUCUCAAGAAUGUUCUACUAGGAUUAGCCUGUAAUGAAAACAUCUCAGAAGUUGACCUGGACCUCAGCAGUAACCAGCUCAGUGCCACGGCGCAAAUAUUAGAGUCCUGUAUCCACGGCGUUCGAUGUUUGUCAGCGCUAGACAUUUCCGAUAAUGGGUUGGAGACUCAGCUGGGUCCUGUAGUAGCAGCAAUUAGUAAAAACAAAAGUAUUAAAAAAUUAAAUAUUGGCCGCAACCUCAAUAAUAUCAAGAGUAAACAUGUUUACCACGUGAUGGAGUCGGUUGUUCAAAUGAUUCAGGAAGAAGACUGUGUGCUAGAUCCCCUCUCCAUAAAUGACUCCCGACUUAAAACAGACCUGCACAACCUCCUAAAUGCUCUAGGUAGUAAUCACUGCCUCCAGAGUCUAGAUAUAAGUGGUAAUUACAUGGGUGAUAGCGGUGCACGACUUCUUGCCAAAGCUCUCCAGAUUAACUCCAAACUCCAGUAUAUAAGCUAUGAUAGGAAUAACGUUACAUUACAAGGCUAUAGUGAUAUUGCCUAUGCAUUACAAAGUAAUUACAGUGUAAAGUUCAUGCCAUUUCCUGUACAUGACGCCAUGUUGUGCAUGAAGACAGCACCGGAGCGAACUGAGAACAUCAUGCGUAGAAUCCAGGACACUCUGUACAGGAAUGUUUCUCCGAUGAAGUACUCCAAUGGACAAGCAUUCAGAUUACAACAGGGCUUCUUAUUAAGUUCAACGCAGCAGCAGGUAGACCGACUGGUGCUACAGACUGGUGAGGUUGUCCGGACGCUGCGGCGGUCUGGGAGCGACCUGGGCGGCUCCAACUCCUUACAGUGGGCUGAGGGACUCAUCACUGAUGCCGACAGCUCUAAACAGCUGAUCACUCACCUACAUGAUGUGGUGUUGCGGCGGGACGAGGCGGGUAACCCCAUAGAGACGAAACUCCACCAACUCUCUACUGACCUACACACUGUCAUCACCAACUACCUCCAGGAUACAGUCGAGAGUAUGGUUCGGUCAGCCCAGGAUAAGUGUCCCAACGUGCUGAGUGAAGAGAAGGUGGUGAACGAUGUGAGGGCCGCCUGCCUCGCCAAGUCACAGCUUUCGUACGAUCUCGUGGAAUCAGCCAUCGUGGAACAAGCAGGGUCGGUCAUCUUGAACAAGGUCAACGAAGUCAACCUGGCCAUCGCGUCAACCGUGUCCGACCGUGUCAUUGAUGAAGUUGUAGAGUCACUAUCCAAGACUUGUAAAAACUUGCAAUCUGGUGAAGGCCCUCGCAAGAGAGCCUCAACAGGUACAGAGAUGGGCGUCCGUGAGCGAGGCAGCAGCGAGUCAUCCUCCCGCAGCGAACGUUCAGACACAGUGAGUCAGGGCGACGACACAACCAGUCAGAAAUCAGAUCCGUCGCCUUUGAAAUUGGAAUAUUUGAACCUCGCCACCCCACAACUUGCCUCAAAACGGAAGAGUCUUCAUGGCAGAAAGCUGCGUCCUCAGAGCGUUGUCGAUUAUGCAGAAGCUCAAGCUGCCUUAAAACAAGCUUUGGUCAAUCGUCAUAGUGCUGAGAAUUUACUAAGAGAGGGGGUUAGUUGUGAUAGUAUAGAUAUCAUGGAACUAUCUUCGGAGAGCCUUGAGAUGGAGGAGAGUGAGUGGUGGAUUAAGGACGUGGACGUAAUCUUGCCUAUCCCUCGCUCGUCACCACAAGUGUUCUGUAGGACGUCUCAGGAUGUGCAGCAGAACUACCUUACAGCGGAGGGAGAUCUAAUUGGCUGGAUUGACGUAGACAAGAGUGAGUCCAUUACUGCCACGCAGUCUAUGUCUGGUUCUCACAAGGAGAUGGCCGAGUCAUUAGACAGUGUCUCCGAGUUGCCGAGCAGCUGCGGCCAACUUCAGCACCUGGGUAAGGCCCGACCACGAAGAGUGAAGACUCGUGCUCCAACGCGACCCAUGGGCCGUGCAGAUCUAGUCGAAGAAGACCACGACAUAUCUGAAGGUGUUGACACAUUCUUCAGGCCCGGAUCUUCUACACCCACAACACCUCUCAUCUCUCCUGACUCAGAGAACAGCCCACGUCUGCUCAAGUACGGAUCAACUUCCUCGGUGGAAAGUUCUCCGCACACUGGUGGAGCGAGAACAGGAAGUGAGAGAGGAAGUAUCGAGUCACUCACCCGCUCCGACUCCUUAGCUCGCUCGGAGUCUGACGUGACGCGCGACUCUCCCAGACCACGCACCAAGUCCCGAGAUACAGAAGAAGAAGAUGAGGAGGAGGAAGAAGAACAGAGUAUGGAGGAAAAGAGCAGUCGCAGUGUUACCAGUCUGAUUGGGAAGUUGGCCAGUGAAGGUGUGUUGAAGAGGUCACCUGACAUGACCGCCAGGAAGGCCUCAACUUCAUCUAACAUCAGUUCUAUCGAGGAUAAGAGCCGAAGUGAGGAAGAUGGAAAGGAAGACUCUCCUCCCAGAUCAAAGAUGGCAGGGUUACCCAAGAUGGGCAUUGGUGGCAACAUCUUGGCUGAGAUGAAGAUGAUGCAAGAAAAACGAACAUCAUUCUUACCCAAGGAAGAAGACAGAGACAGGGAUGAAAAGAAAGAGAACCCCUCAAGCAGCCUCCUAGCUGGGGUCAGGCUAAGGUCAACUGGCCUGGCCGACAGCCUCAAGUCCCCCACCAACGGCUUCCCUCGGGGCUCUGGUGGGAACAGAUCUCCAAAUUGUAACAGGGACUCUUGUAUUGACACAACAGGACCGAGCCCGAACACCAAGCCUGUGAUCACCGCCCUCAAACCUAAGCCCCCUCCCCCUCUCGCACCCAAACCACGACCCAAGUCUGUCAUUGGAGGAGACCGCAGAUCAGGUGAAUAUGAAUCUGGUGAUGCUGCUGAAGAUGAACAGCCGCCAAGUGCACCAGUUAGAUCCGUGAGGGAGAUGGCUGCUUCCCUCGCACGUGUGUCCGUCGCCGAGGAGGCCAUGGGCAACAAGAUGUGUACCUCUCUACCUCGCAACUCCGCCUCUCCGACGACCAUCCAAAAUAGCGGUGUGGCCCCCGAGCUCCUGGUAAUCUUCGACAAGCGGCGCUCGACGCUCACAAGCAACCAGCUAGAGGAGCUGGAGGAGACCUGGGUGGACGGUGAACGGGGGGGCGCUGGAUCUACCUCAGCCCCGCCGCUACACCGCCAGACCUCACACAAGCACGUUCUCACCACCGACCUUGCUCUUGAGGAUGUUGUCAAUGUAUAGUACAGUACAGUAUUUUAAGGAUCGAGUCAAGUUUCUGUAUAGUGAAUUUAAAUAUUUACAUUUGACUGAAGCAACUAUUUCCCAAAGCACAUUUCUACAUAGUGUAUUCGUGGACGUCUUCGUGCCGUCGAGAGGUCAUAAUUCUUAUAGAAGUACAGUACAGGGGAUUGCUUCUUUGGUAUCUUACUCUGUUUUAGAUCCAAUCUCUGGCAAUUGACCUGUUAUCAAGCAGCAAAAUAUUAAUACUAAGGAAGUGGUAGGUAUUGGUGUUGCAUCAUGAUGGAAAACUUCUUCAGAAGGCUGUGACAUGUCUCUACACCACCACACGUUGUAUAGAAUCUUAGCAUAUUGUUGAUAUCUAUGGAAUACAGAAUUAUGAAGUAAUCAAAUAUAGUUAUACUACAGUUAUUUAUGGUUAUUGAGAGUUGAAGCACUCAAUAUGACUUGUACAUAAAGAAGUGAAUGCAUUUUCAAGGACAUGUAGCUCAAUCAUUGCAUUUAAAGAAGAAAACAAAGAGUCAUAUUAGAUUUGUGUGUUACGGCCGCAAUAAUCCCUGUUUGACUAGAAGAGCCAGCAUUAAUAAUGAAGUAUUUUGUGUGUCAGGUUUAGGUCACUGCCAACAUUGGAUACUUUUCUUUCUAUUUUUGUUCAAUAAGUACAACUUGCACAAAAUGCUGUGGAGCAUGAGCAAGACGAGAUUAUGUAAAAAGCAAAAAAAAAUUGUAUGUCACCAAGCUCUCCCGUUCUCUGUGCUAAUUUUGCUGACCCCUGCGUUGAUAGGGGUCAGUGGUUGCAUGUAUUCGAUGCAUGUCAUUUCCAGGUUUUAUUGUUGCCAUCAGAUAGAUAUUUAAAUAGUAAUGCAAGUGCAAUAUGUGAGAUGUGUAGUCCAUGGGAGAUUUACAUAUAAAAGCACCUGUAAAUUUGAUUUGUUCCAAAUUACUUAAAAUGAGGAUUGUCAUGGAUUUUGGAUUUUGAUGGAAGAAUUCCAAAGGGGCCCUUUGAGGAGGUCAUUGUACCCUAUAAAAUAAGUUUAUUCCAUGUUAUUGUAUAGUACUAAAAUAUACAUGAUUGAUACCAUAUUUUUUGCACUCAAUUUAAUAAUUAAUUUGCAAAUUUUGCUUAAUGGAAAUUUUUAAAUAGUAUUAGGAAUAUGCACAACUACAUAACCACUCGCAUGGCUAUGAACCUCUGUAUAGUAAGGUAGGUGUUUUAUUUUAUAUUAAUUAGUCGCCACUCAUGUACAGAAGCUGUUGGGAGUGGAGGGGGGAGGGAGGGAGGGGAACGGUUAUAUCUUCCUGGCGGCUUUUUGUCAAUUGCUAAUGAAGGGAGACUAUUGAUUACCUUCAUCUUGGCUGUAUUUCAGGAUGCACUGUUUGAGCAUUAGUUUUUAGAAUAUUUCAAGGUUGUUGUGAUUAGUGAAAUAUACUAAGGCAACAAGCAUUUCAAAAGAAUCUUUUAGUAGAUGGAUGAUUAUUGCAUUUACUUAUACAGUCAUUAUAUAUAAAUAGAAACUGGUAACAUAUAAAGUGCACAGCAUUAAUAGUUCCACAUUUUAUGAAAAAGUACUUUGUGAUAUUAGUUUCUGCAUACAUUUUGUAAGUGAAUUUACUGUAUAUGUAUUGCAAAAUACCAUUGUUAUGCUAACUUAAAACCUUUGAAUAUGGACAGAAGUGUAUAAAGUGGGAUCGUCCUGCCUGAAUAUAGAUAUUGUUAAUGAACCACAAGUUGCGUGCUUGCUUGCUCGGUACCAGAAAUACAACUUAUGUAUAUCUAUUGUUUGUGUGGGAAUAUGGCAGGAGGAACUUUGUGCCAAGAUAUAGGGGGAAAGUAAUUCUAUUUCUGUUAAGGAAAAGAAACAUUUUAUUUCUAGAUGUGUUACUGAUGUGAUUUUAUUGUGUUAAUUUUGAAGAUUCUUAUGAUUAGAGGAUGUGGUAUAUCUGUGAUGAAUUAUGCUUGUGUGAUUAAAUGGUUGACUGACAGUGUGCACAACCAUUUUUUAAAGAUAGGUUGUCAUCAGAGACUCAACAUAAAGCAGGACAACCUUUUUAAAUUAUUAAAGUACUCCUCUGACUUUUUAUGUUGGGAGAGAAUAUUGUGAAUAAUGUAUUUUACUUCUACAAUUCUGGAUGAGAAAUGAAUAAUUGGAAACAAAUUGUAGCUAAGAUAUUUAAAUUAAUUUUAAGUGUUUUGUGAUGCAAAGGCGUUUUGCAUUUAAUGCAUGCUUAGGCAACUUAGUUACCAGGAUCAUAUUCUUGUUCCUGAGAAGAAUCUUGAUUGACAAUAUUUGAGCUUUAUACAAUCACUGUUUGGACGAGAAAUUACAAUUGUGUUACCAACAAUAGACUUGAAGUGAAAUUCCCUUGUGCACUUUUACUUUUUCAAGAAGUUGGUGAGGAUAUGUCUGAUGAGUUGGGGCUUUAAUAAGGCAGUACAAAGAGGGCAGUGGCUAUGGGUUGUUUCAGAGUGCUCAUAAGAGACAAUAUACUUCUAAAAAUCAAAAAAGUAUUGUGAAUGUUUGUAUAGAUGAAUGUAGGUAGACAUAGAAGAAAAAACACUUCAGCUUGAGUACCUUCCUUGAGCCACUGUAGUAGUAUUCCUUAAAGAGCCCACCACAGCACCUUCCCUUGACCCUCAUGGUGAGCAGCUAUUGGACACUCCUCAUCUUGCCCUUCACGUUAAUGUUUAAGCUUUGUUUUAACCUACGUCAUGUAGAGUUUUGUAGUCAUCUUCACUUCAGUAAUCCAUUCAGUUGUAAUAAUUUGAAGGUGCAGAUUAAUGUAGAUAUCUAAAUUGAUUUCAGUAUUUGUAAGGAGUUUUUGUAGCCAUUUGAUGGCUUUUUUAUAUUUACACAAAACAAUAUUUAAGAAUGUAGCAUCAGUUUUUCACACUCAUCUUGUCAGUUAUUGUUUGAUGUACUAUUAUAAAUGAACUUUAAACUGUACAGUCUACUGCCAGUCUAAUAGGUCUGUUGUUAGCCUUUUUUUUAUUAUUAUUAUUAUUAACUAGCAUAAUGGCAUAAGAAUUGUUGUGGUAAGAUCAUCUUGUUUAGUAUGGCCGUAAUGUUGUGCUUGUGAGGUGCAGCAGCACAGAUUAGGGCCAGGGACAUGUAAUGGCAUUUCUCGUACAGUAUUGUGAAUUUUGGAUUAGGUUACCUGAUGUUUAAAAUAAUAGCUCAGACAAUUUGUUGGUGUAAUAUUCCAAACAAUAGUUUAUAAAGAUUAAACUUGGAAAGAAUGUCAUAGUACUGGUGUCCCUGUUUGCCUGUAUCUUAAGAGCCUGUGCCAUGAUUAGCUAGCAAUGAAACUAAUUGUGGUCAUUGUGAGUUGUGAUAGUAUCAAGUUCUCCCAUAAGUUCUUUUCCUCCCUCUUUCUUUCUGAAAAUUUGACUGGAGAGCCUAAUUAUGUGACCACAAUUUUCGUCACAGUGCGCAAUGUUUUACCCUUGCAGUGUAAAUAUAUUACUUGUCAUAUUUUAUAUUUUACAAUUAUUCUACUGCCUUAAUAAAACUUAUUUCCUAUGAA
Homarus americanus (American lobster) is the source of this 8241-nucleotide messenger RNA. It is a transcript of the gene LRR, whose product is annotated as F-actin-uncapping protein LRRC16A-like. Gene Ontology annotation, cellular component: plasma membrane; lamellipodium. Gene Ontology annotation, molecular function: protein binding. The record is from RefSeq and is a predicted model, not a curated record. NCBI's taxonomy places the organism in Eukaryota, Metazoa, Arthropoda, Malacostraca, Decapoda, Nephropidae. Gene Ontology annotation, biological process: cell migration; regulation of Arp2/3 complex-mediated actin nucleation.